Messenger RNA from Rhizoctonia solani, 897 nucleotides. RefSeq names its product GNAT family acetyltransferase. Bases 1 to 897 code for a protein of 298 amino acids. Lineage: Eukaryota; Fungi; Basidiomycota; Agaricomycetes; Cantharellales; Ceratobasidiaceae. Gene Ontology annotation, molecular function: aralkylamine N-acetyltransferase activity. The transcript is spliced from 3 exons. Gene Ontology annotation, cellular component: cytoplasm. The record is from RefSeq and is a predicted model, not a curated record.
AUGUCCCGACUCCCUGACGAUCUUUUCUUCGACCUCGUGCGUGCAGAUGAGAUUGGGACUGCUCAUGAGCUUGAGGCGGCGGGGUACCCUCUGGAUGAAGCAGCUUCUCUUGACGCGUUGAAGUAUCGCCAAUCUGUCGCGCCUAAUUUCUUUCUGGGAGCCUAUCUCCCCAAUCCUCGCACCCUCAUCGGGUUCAUUGUGUCAACGCUCUCCCCGUCGCCGACGCUCACGCACCAUUCAAUGGAGGUACACGAACCAGAGCCGAAGCCCUCGUCCGUUUGCAUACACUCUGUCUGUGUCGCAUCCACAUAUCAUCGCCGCGGUAUAGCCCUCAAACUUCUUCAAGAAUACCUCGAGCGAAUGGAAAAGAUACUAGACGUUGCGCGAGUGCUUUUGAUAUGCAAGGCGCCUCUAAAACCCUUGUAUACGCGUGCGGGGUUUGCGGAAGUCGGUCCCAGUGCGGUUGUUCAUGGCCAGGACCCGUGGUUCGAAAUGCGCAAAGACUUCAACCGUGACCAGCCCCCUCAGGCUACUAUAUUAGCCGCACUUCAAUCACAGUCCACGCGUCCUAAAUCUGGACAGCGAGCAUAUGCGUCAUUUGAAGACCCGUUUAUUAAUUUGACAUACGAGGACCAAUCCGUCAGAUACAACACUUUCAAACUCACCUGCCCCCGCUCACAAUGUGGGAGCUUGAUCCUUUUGCGAGGCGUAGGCGUGUGGACUCCGGCUCAGAGAACCACGAUCUACCCAGAGAUCUUCGACUCCCCCAAUCCGACUUUCCAGUUCCAUUACCGGAAGAGCCAACAGGCUGGUGGCUCGUCAAGCCUUCCCCGAUGCAGUUCGAGAAUAUUGGGUUUUCACGCGCUGUGGGAGGAGAUGGAGGAAUCAAGUAUCUGA